Mastomys coucha (southern multimammate mouse) is the source of this 2522-nucleotide messenger RNA. RefSeq names its product interleukin 20 receptor subunit beta (gene Il20rb). Gene Ontology annotation, molecular function: interleukin-20 binding. Bases 16 to 1119 code for a protein of 367 amino acids. The record is from RefSeq and is a predicted model, not a curated record. The transcript has 7 exons. NCBI's taxonomy places the organism in Eukaryota, Metazoa, Chordata, Mammalia, Rodentia, Muridae.
GCCUCCCUCAGGCAGAUGUCUCAGGUUCCCCACUUAGCCAUUCUCUGGAACUCUGACAGGCCACUCCCCCUGUUGCAAUAUCUGGGUUUGGGCAAAAAGGAGGGUGCUGCGAAGUCCGCCCAUUUCGAGCAUUUGGGCCGGCUCCCCUUUUCAGAACUCUUCGAGCUUCAUGGCAAACCUCACCUCCCCACCAGCAUCUGCUUCCUGAAGCGAAAUGGCGAGGAUGGACACACAGCCGCAUUCUGGAGGAAAACCGUGCCUCAGGAUGGAGUGUCCGUUUUGCCUGCCCCUCAGAACUUCUCUAUACAGUCAACCAACAUGAAGCAUAUGUUAACGUGGAACCCAGUGGCCCAGCCGGAGGAGACGGUGUUCUAUUGUGUGGAGUACCAGGGGGAGUAUGAGAGCCUGUACAUGAGCCACAUCUGGAUCCCCAGCAGCCAGUGCUCACCUACCAAAAGUCUGGAGUGUGAUGUCACCGAUGACAUCACUGCCACAGUGCCAUAUAACUUCAGGGUCAUGGCCAUGCUGGGCUCACAGACUUCAGCCUGGAGCAACCUGGAGCACCCCUUCAAUCGAAAUGCAACUGUCCUCACCCCACCCAGGAUGGAGGUCACCGAACAUGGGCGGCAUCUGAUUAUUGAGCUGGAAGACCUGGGGCCCCAGUUUGAGUUCCUUGUGGUCUACUGGAGGAGGGAGCCUGGCGCCACGGAACAUGUUAAAGUAGUGAGGAGUGGGGACAUCCCAGUACACCUAGAAACCAUGGAGCCGGGGGCCAUGUACUGUGUGAAGGCGCAGGCGUUGGUGAGAGCCAUCGGGAGGCACAGUGCCUUCAGCCAGCCUACGUGUCUGGAGAUGCAAGGAGAGUCUCUUCCGCUGGCACUGGCUCUGUUUGCAUUUGUUGGCUUCAUGCUGAUGCUCGUGGUCAUACUACUCUCUGUCUGGAAGAUGGGCCAGCUGCUCCGGUAUUCUUGCUGCCCCACCGUUGUCCUCCCAGACACCUUGAAAAUAACCAGUUCAUCCCAGAAGCUAAUCAGCUGCAGGAAGGAGGAGGUGGACGCCUGUGCAGUGUCUAUGCUGUCCUCGGAGCAUCUCUUUGGGGUCUGGAUCUCACAGACUUGAGAAGGACCUGAUGGACCCAGAACCCUGGAUGGGGAGGGUUGUGUUUCUGUUUUCCUCUGUGGACAAAGGACAAAGAGAAGUAACAGGAGCCUGCUGGGUGCGUGUCUAGCGGCAACCAUCAGAGGCAAGGUGGCGUGACCGUCCAAGAAUGACAGAAAUAGUCUGGAGAAGUGAUCCCCAGACCCACAGUUACCAUAUGUUCACUGAAUGAUAGUGGGUGGAGAAAAUGGCUUCAUCCCUGCGGACCCCCGCUUGGUCACCUGUAGUGGGGGAUGAACAAGACUCUUUAAAUGGUUUCUCCCCUCAUCUCUGUGUGUAUACAAACCAGCACUUGCAGGCUGGUAAGGAGACUGGUGGCACUGUGCCCGAUUGUGAGUCCAGAUCUUUCGGACUGUGGGGCAUACGUGGGUACUAAGAAUGAUACGAGUCCUCAGCUGGAUGCAUAAUCUCAGCACUUAGGAGGAGCGUGAGAGAAAAAUCACAGCCUGGACAACACAGCGGGACCCUGUGUGAAGUAAAGAACCGAACAACCAAGAGUAAUAAGCCUCUCCCAUCAAACCAGACUCAGACCCACUGUUGAUUCAGACUUCCCUCUUUACCAGAGGAAACCUGAGGAGGGAAGGAAGAAUGGGAGGGCCAUUUCACUUCAAGCCAAAUCCUGGCUGAAGAGAUAGGUCAGCAUGCUCUGAUGAGGAUGACAUCAAGGGAAGUCAUAGCCCGUCCAUGAUGGGACACGUGUGGAUGUUGCUCUGGGUUCAUGAACCAUCAUCAGAUCCUAGGACCUUGUCCACAGUGAAUCCCAUGAGCUCUCUUCCUAAGGUCAAUUCACUCAGGGUUUCUCAACCCCUCCCAGAUGCUCAUCAGGAACCCCUGACUAGAGGCAUAACCAUUUCUUACUACCUCCAGGCAGGGAGGUAGGGGUUGGGGACAGCUUUGGUCAGAGGAGGAUGAAGGGAGGUGGCUUCAUCUCUCUCUGUGGAGUCAGGCUCACUGCCACCUCCCAACUCUGGAACCUGGAGCUGGCUUGUCUCUGCCCCAACUUCCUGGGCCUCUCCAGCCAGACAAGGGUAGAGACAGUGUCAAAGCUUCAACCAGGUGCUUCCUGUCUGUCUUCAGCACAGAUGCCAACGACUCUGUCUCUACCUUGGGGACUCCAGGAGAGAGGGCAGAUAUGUAGGGGGGUGGGCUGAGGCUCCCUGCCUUUGUUCUGUUCUGCCUUGACCCUUUUGUGAAGUGUGUGUUAAAUUUUGUAUUUCAACUGUUCUGGAAACAUGUGCUGUUUACAGAAUUAAAAACUGCAUACUAACAUUGGCCUUCAUCUUUUCUCCCCUCUCUUCCCUGCCCCCUCACCCCAGGGACCUCACUCCUCUGUUAUCUAAGCUGAGAAUAAAGAAAUAACCCCA